Messenger RNA from Miscanthus lutarioriparius, 1404 nucleotides. The record is from the annotation of a GenBank genome assembly. Lineage: Eukaryota; Viridiplantae; Streptophyta; Magnoliopsida; Poales; Poaceae.
AUGUCGAUUAUAGAAAAAUGUGAUGGUUUGCCUCUCGCAGUCAAAGUAAUAGGUGGUCUUCUCCGCCAGAGAAACACAAGGCAAAGCGACUGGAAAAAUGUCCUAAAUGAUUCUACAUGGUUAGUAUCCCAAAUGCCUGAAGAUCUAAACUAUGCAAUAUACCUUAGCUAUCAAGAUUUGCAUCAUGAUUUGAAGUCUUGCUUUCUGCACUACGCCCUCCUCCCCAAGAGCACAAUUUUCUCGCAUGACUGCAUUAUUGCCAUGUGGAUUAGUGAAGGAUUUAUUCAUGGAAACUCACAAGAUUUUGAAGUAUUAGGAAGAGAGUACUAUGACCAGUUGAUAGCUAGGAACCUUCUAGAGCCUGUUCCAAGGUUUGUGGACCAGGGAGUUUGCAAUAUGCAUGACGUCAUUCGCUCAUUUGCUCAGUAUUUAGCUAGAGAUGAAGCAAUGAUAGCUCACAAAAGCGAGGCUGGCCUUAUCAAUUAUAUUAAUCCACAAAAUGUUUUUCGGAUAUCACUAAAAACCAAAGGAUCAGAGUCCAAUGAGCAUGGGUGGAGUUCUCUGCAAGCACAUAUAUCACUACGGACACUAAUUUUAGUUGGGGGAAUAAAAAUCAACCCAGAUGAUUCUGUCAUCUUUUCCAUGUUUGCAGACUCGACAUAUAGAAGAUGGAAAUUUCGAUGUAUUGUCAGAAUCCUUGUUCCAACUCAAACACUUGAGUGCAUUGACCUUUCUAAUUGUAAAAGUUUGGUGAAGCUUCCUGGUGGCGUUGGGAGGUUACAUCAGCUGAGGUACCUAAGCCUCUUUGACUCAGGUAUAAACAAUAUACCUAAGGGUUUGGGCGGCCUAACUAAUUUGAGAAUAUUGAAGGGCUUUCCAGCCCACGUGGAGGGUGAUUGCUGUAGUUUGGAAGAAUUAGGGUCCCUUAACCAGCUCAUGGUGCUUCAUAUACAUGGCCAUGGCCUGGAGAAUGUAUCUUCUUCCUCGUUUGCUAUAAAGGCCAGGCUUGGUGAAAAGGUGCACCUCAGCUUUUUGUACUUAGAGUGCACUAGUAGACGUGGAGGUGCUCAACGGUUGGUAAAACAUGAAGAGCAGCAAGAAACCGAGAAGGUGCUUGAUGAGCUCUGCCGUCCACCUUGCUUAGAAAAUCUAAAAAUUCAAGGUUACCUUAGUCAACUACUUCCACGGUGGAUGACGUCGACAGCAAUGGCGUCCCUUGGAAGCUUGAGGAAUCUAGCAAUGGAAGACUUGCCUUAUUGCGCGGAGCUACCCGAUGGUUUGUUCCAGCUCCCCAGCUUGGAGUUGCUACAGAUUGAAAGCGCCCCAGCCAUCAAGCGUGUUGGGCCAGAGUUCUUAAUACCACACCAUCAUGAGCUCCCAGGUGGUUCUGAUUUCAAAAAUUGA